Messenger RNA from Miscanthus lutarioriparius, 1629 nucleotides. Lineage: Eukaryota; Viridiplantae; Streptophyta; Magnoliopsida; Poales; Poaceae. The record is from the annotation of a GenBank genome assembly.
AUGGCGUCACAGCAGCAAGCCAGGAAGCAGCAGCAGGCCAGCAAGGGCCACGAGGAGGCCGGCCAAGGCCAGGCGAUGAACCUGGAGGAGAUUGGCAAGUACCGCGCCGAGGGCGCGAAGCAGGGCGAGAGCCAUGGCCGCGGUAGCCACGGCUCUGAGUCUGAGGCGCAGCAGUGGCUGGCGGACGCCGCGGCCGAUGCCAGGGAGAGGUGCAACAAGGCCCUGGGGACAAGCCCGGCCGCCGCGCACGGGGGCAAGGCGUCGGCCGGCGGCGCGGCUCAACACCAGCAAACCAAGAACGAGCAGGAGGGUGGCCAAGCCCGCGGCCAUCUGACAAGGCAGGACGAGAUGGGGAAGCACGGCAGCGAGGCGCAGAAGAACUCGACCGCGGAGGCUGCACGUGCCGCGGUGGAGAAGCACGACGAUAAGGGCAGGGAGACCGGCGCGACCGCGGGACAGGGCAUGAAGGACACGGCGGCGAAGCACGACAAGGGCAGGGAGACCGGCACGACCGCGGGACAGGGCGUGAAGGACACGGCGACGCGCGCGGUUGGCGCCACGGCGGAGAAGACCCAGGAGGCCACGGGGACAGCGGCCGACUACACCAAGCAGGCGGCCGCGAAGGUGAAGGAUGUCACUGCCGGUGCGGCCGGGACGGCCGCGGAGUACGCGAAGCAGGCGGCCGUGAAGGCCAAGGACGUGACGCUGGGCACCGGGGAGACGGCCGCGGAGUACGCGAAGCAGGCGGCGGUGAAAGGCAAGGAGGUGACGCUGAGCACCGGCGAGACGGCCGCGGAUUUCGCCAAGGCCACGGCCGAGAAGGCGAAGGAGGCGGCGGUGGCGACGGCGAAGACGACGGCCGGGUACACGCAGCAGGCGGCGGUGAAGGCCAAGGACGUGACGGUCUCCACGGGCGCGCAGGUGGCGCAGAAGGCGACGGAGGUGACGGCCGACACCGCGCGCAAGGUGGCGGACUACGCCAAGGAGAAGGCGGAGCAAGGCAGGGAGCGCGAGGCCCGCGCCGCCGACCAGGCGGAGGAGCCUGGCUGUGGCGCAACCACGCAGCAGGCCAAGGACUCGACGUCCCAGACGGCGAGCAAGGCUCGCGACAUGACCGGACAGCACAAGGACAGGGCCACGGACACCGCCGGCGAAAUUGCGCGUAAGGCCGCGGACACGGCCGUGCAGGCCAAGGAGAAGGUGAAGGACACAGCCGUAUCCAUGUUUCAGAAGGCGGGUGACACCGCCGAACAUGCCAAGGAGACGGCGAAGGACGCGGCCGGCGGCAUGGCGCAGAGGUCGAGGGACACCGCUGCGCAGGCCGGGGACAGGGCGAAGGACACCGCUUGGCGCGCUGAUGAGCAGAAGGCAGGGGAAGUGAAAGAAAGCGCGUCAGGGACCGGCAAGACUGGCUGUGGCGGUGGCGAUGCGACGACGAAGGCGAAGGGUGGCCAAGACGAAGACACGACGGUACUGGGCGACGUCCUGGAGGCGGUGGGCGCGACGGUGGUUGGGCUCGCGCAGCACGGCAAGGGGAUCGUGGCCGGCGAGGAGGAGCUCGUCCCGGUAGAAGGCGAGAAAGGGAAGGCCACCGGAGGAGCCAAGGAGGAGAAGCGCAAGCUCGCUUGA